Exophiala dermatitidis NIH/UT8656 is the source of this 780-nucleotide messenger RNA. RefSeq lists its product as uncharacterized. The coding region runs from base 1 to 780 and encodes 259 amino acids. The record is from RefSeq and is a predicted model, not a curated record. The transcript has 2 exons. Gene Ontology annotation, molecular function: protein binding. NCBI's taxonomy places the organism in Eukaryota, Fungi, Ascomycota, Eurotiomycetes, Chaetothyriales, Herpotrichiellaceae.
AUGUUCAAGCGAUCCUUCAACACCAGGGACGGUCGCAUCGUCAAAUCGAAGACCACAAAGACUACAUAUGCCGAACAUGUGAAGAGGAAGAUGCAGGACACAGUGGACGCCGAUGCGUCCGUGGCGAGCACGCUGACCAGUCCCAUCGCUACACUUGUGGUGGGUCGUGAACAACGACUGUUCGCUGCGCACGAAGACGUCCUCUGUCAUUCUGCCUACUUCGCCGCCGCCUUGAAAGGCAAGUUCCUGGAAAGCGGCUCGAAGCGGAUGGAAUUGCCCGACGAAGAACCCGAAAUCCUGUCGUGCGUCCUCGAGUUUCUCUACAAGGGUGACUAUUAUCCUCGCUUGUUGCACAACAAGCGCCGAGACACUUGGGAUCUUGAGGACGCCCAGGAUCUGAAAAUGGGUGGUCGCGGAAACAGCGCUUCGACAAUCUAUCUCUCCGGCGCUGGCGGCCAUGUCCUUCGGGACACUGCCGUGUACUGCGCUGCCGACAAGUACGGCCUGGACGAAUUGAAGCGAUUGUCUCUCCGGAAGCAAGGACUUCAGUCCGGCAUCCAGGUCGACGUGAUCUUGCGAUCUGCUCGGUACGCGUAUCAGCACACGCCGGACACCGAAUCGCGACUCCGCGCUCAUUACCUAGCUGUGAUCAUUCGAAGUCGCAAGACUUUCAAGAGAAGUGGAACCAUGCAGAUGGAAAUGGAGAAUGGGGGCAAAUUGUUUUUCGACCUGUUUGUGGCCAUGUGCAACCACAUGGAUGACAUUGUCGAGAUCAGGUAA